Molecule: messenger RNA, 901 nt
Organism: Myxozyma melibiosi
Lineage: Eukaryota; Fungi; Ascomycota; Lipomycetes; Lipomycetales; Lipomycetaceae
Product: HAD-like domain-containing protein
Exons: 4
Coding region: 57-779 (240 amino acids)
Molecular function (GO): acireductone synthase activity; magnesium ion binding
Source: RefSeq, a predicted model, not a curated record
CAGAAACAUUUGAUUCUCGCAUCACACAGAUCAUACAACAUCACGACAUACCCAGAAUGCCUGUUUUGCAAAAGAAAAUACUGCUUGAUAUCGAGGGAACUGUCUGCUCGAUCUCGUUUGUCAAAGAUGUUCUCUUUCCAUACUUUCUAAAAACUGUCCCCUCAGUGCUGCAACUCCACUUCACCGCAAACCCCCCUCCAGACCUACAGCCCUACAUCGACGCCUUCCCUCCCACCUCCCGCACAAGCUACGACGUGCUCCACCAGCACAUCCGCGAGCUCACACUCGCGGACAAGAAAGUUCCCGAGCUGAAAGGGCUGCAGGGCUACGUCUGGCGGCGCGGGUACGAGUCCGGCGAGCUCAAGGCGCCGCUGUUCGACGACGUGUAUGAUGCGUUCAGGAUCUGGACCUCGGCGGAGUCAACGGCGGCGGAGAGGAAAGGAGUGUUUAUCUACUCCUCUGGAUCGGUCGACGCGCAGAUUUUGCUGUUUAGUCACACGGAAAAAGGCGAUCUGACGCGGGGAAUUCAGGGAUACUAUGAUACCGUCAACGCGGGGAUGAAGCAGGACAAGUCCUCGUACGAGAAAAUCGCGGAUACGAUCGCGGCCGGGGAGCAGAAAAACAAUAUCCUGUUUCUGAGCGAUAACGUUAAAGAAAUCGCGGCGGCCAAGGAAGCGGGACUCGAGGCGUUUGUGGUCGAGCGGCCAGGUAAUGCGCCUUUGACGGACGAAGAUCGUAAAGCUCAUAUAGUGAUUGAGAACUUUUCGAGUCUGUUAUAAGUCUUUGUCUUUAUAGCUACUACGGUUACGAGGCGAUCAAAAAUGUAUGAUAGCAUACUCAUGACAAACUCACUCUACGAGGAAACAAAAGAUGGUGGGACAACUAAUAAAUUGAGAGAAUA